UUUCUCUGUCAGAAAUUCCUACCCCUAUAAAUCAUUGAACAUGCAUUGAACUGAAUAAUUAAUCUUUAUUGAGUUCAAUGAUAUAAAUAGACCUAGUUGAAACGAUUCAACUAUAACAAACAGAAAUGAAUAAAAUCUUUAGGACCUCAUGCAUAACUCGAGUAGGAACAUCCUUUUGUAAUUACAGCACAAACACUUCAUCUAAUUAUUGCUUAGACCUAGUAAAGAGGUUCGAUUAUGAAAAUUUCAUGGCUGUGCUUCUUCUGAAAAAUACCUCUAGAUCAACAGCUUUAGCUGUCCGAAGCUUCAAUGUUGAACUAUCUAGGGUAACUGAACAAACGAGUCAAGUUAGUACAGGUCAGGCUCGAUUACAAUUUUGGGAUGAUACAAUAGAAGCUUGUUUCAAUACCGACGUGAAAAAAAUACCUCAACAUCCAGUAGCCUUAGAAAUUUAUAAGGCAGUUAAUAGAUCAAAACUUUCGAAAAGGUACUUCAAAAACUUGAUCAAGUGUCGUUAUGAUUAUCUUAAUCGUAAUUUCUUCAUCACCUUGGAUGAAAUGGAGAAAUAUUCAGAGAAUACUGUUUCAAAUUUAUAUUACUUGAUUCUAGAAGGCUGUGGAAUGCUGGAUGCACAAUCUGAGCUUGUGGCUUCACAUUUGGGGAAAGCACAAGGCAUAUUGAACUUAUUGAGAGGUUGUAUUAUUGCCAGAAAACUGAAUUUUAUAUCGAUACCACAAGAGCUCUUAGUGAAACACAAAGUCAGUGACCAAAGUAUAUUGAAUGGAGUUUCUAGUCAAAAAUUGAAUAGUUGUGUAUCUGAGGUUGCUGGUAGAGCAUAUGAGCAUCUUCAAAAAGCUAGACAUUUAUCAGAUAAAUUACCUGAUAAUUGUGCCCCAGUUUUUUUACCUGCUGUCACUAUUGAUGGAUACCUAACUAAAUUACAAGUGGUUAAUUAUGACAUUUUCCAUCCAUCUUUGAAGAGGAAACCACUUCUCUGGUUGCCAAAACUGAUAUGGUACAAAUAUCGAAAUAAAUAUUAAAUUUAUA
This is a messenger RNA of Coccinella septempunctata (seven-spotted ladybird), 1047 nucleotides long. It is a transcript of the gene sicily, whose product is annotated as NADH dehydrogenase (ubiquinone) complex I, assembly factor 6. Gene Ontology annotation, biological process: mitochondrial respiratory chain complex I assembly; biosynthetic process. The record is from RefSeq and is a predicted model, not a curated record. Gene Ontology annotation, cellular component: mitochondrion. The transcript has 4 exons. Bases 126 to 1040 code for a protein of 304 amino acids. NCBI's taxonomy places the organism in Eukaryota, Metazoa, Arthropoda, Insecta, Coleoptera, Coccinellidae.